Messenger RNA from Mya arenaria, 1038 nucleotides. Its product is annotated as universal stress protein Slr1101-like. The transcript is spliced from 4 exons. Bases 151 to 729 code for a protein of 192 amino acids. The record is from RefSeq and is a predicted model, not a curated record. Lineage: Eukaryota; Metazoa; Mollusca; Bivalvia; Myida; Myidae.
AAAUUAUCCUAUUGUGGCUCACACAAGACAGCUCAUUCAUUCAUGUUUGUUGAUAACAGCUUGUACACUAACACUAAGCUGGGUGUAAGAGGGGGAAAUACAGGCCAAGUUCGGAUAUAGUUUGUGUCUACUUUGUGGAGUGCAUGUACAAUGGAGGAGGUGAAGGAUGAUCCCCGGGAGCCGCAGACGCUCAAGGCGGGGGACCGCGUGCUGGUGGCCGUCGACGGCAGCGAGUACUCCGACUUCGCGCUCCAGUUUUACAUGGACCAAAUCCACAAGCCUGACAACGAGGUCAUCAUGGUCCACUGCACCGAGCUCAAAUCUAUCACAUACCCCGCGGUUGCCAUGAUGACGGGCGACCCCUCCUCAAUGGCCACCGAGGAGAUCGAGAGCGAGGAGCAGAAGACGACCGCCCUAGUCGAGGCGCUUUCCAGGCGCAUAGAGGAGCUCAAGAUUAACGGCCACACGGAAGCGAUCCACGGUGAACCGGGACCGGCCAUCUGCAGCCUGGCGCACGACAAACACGUUGACUACAUCGUGGUCGGAUGCCGGGGCAAGGGCGCCGUACGGCGGACACUGACCGGAAGUGUGACAGACUUUAUCGUGCACCAUGCGAAGGUUCCCGUGAUGGUGGCGCGGCACAAGGACCACUUAGAGAAGCACGGCUUCCAUCUGCACAACCCGUUCCACCGCCACCACAAGAAGAGCGAGAGCGAAGACAAGAAAUAGCCGGCUAAUGUAUACGUACAAACGUACAUGUACCUAAAAGCAAAACGUACAUGGAAAAAACUGAAUGCUGAUUAGUAGUACCAGUAUAAAAUUUGUACAUAUAUUAUAAUAAUUCGUGUGUAAUAGACUGAGAGAUUUAUCUCAAUACAAUCCGAUAUUUCCACAUGAUCUUCCCAGUUUUAUAUGGGCCGUUAAUAUUAUUUUAAAUGCAUUUAUUCUGAGCACAAUAUACAUGACAUGUUUCGCUCAAAAGUCUCAAGUGCAAAUGCAUUAUCAGGAUCUAGUGAAUUUAAUAAAAUAUAAAACGUG